AUGGAUGAAACUGAGGAAGAACAGCUGACUCAUUUUGAAAUUCAGUUUGGCAUUCAGGAAUCCUUACAAACAACCACAGCUCCUGCCCAUCAAACUAGUGGGUUUGUACCAACAAGUGAAGUAAACCGCAAAAUUGUGGCUGCUAUAAAACAAGGAGAGAUAACAGAACUCCAGAAAUACAUGCAAUAUAAGUAUGCCCUGGACGAAGCUGAUGAGAAAGGCUGGUUUCCUCUACAUGAAGCAGUAGUCCAACCAAUCCGGCAAAUUACAGAAAUUGUUCUUGACGCCAUAUAUAAACCACAGUGUGAGCAGAAGACUAAUGAUGGAGAAACACCACUUACACUUGCUGCAAAAUCUGGACUAGUUGAAAAUGUGAAGGCACUUCUAGAGAAGGGCGUUUGGCCGAACACCAAGAACAGCAGAGGAGAGUCACCACUUCUAAUUGCCAUUAGGAAUGGAAAUUAUGAUAUGGUGGUUACUCUGAUAAGUUACAAUUGCACCAUUAACCAACCAUGUGCCAGGCGUUGGUCUGCAAUUCAUGAAGCAGCAAAGCAGGGACGCAAUGACCUGAUCUCCGUACUCAUAAAGAAUGGUGCAAAUGUCAGUCUUAGGGAUGGCUUUGGAGUCACACCGCUGGGAGUAGCUGCUGAGUUUGGUCAUUGUGAAGCACUUGAACAGUUAAUUCACAAGGGCGGUGACAUUAAUUUAGAAGCGGAUGAUGGGUCUACAGUGCUGUCAGAUGCAGCUGAAGGAGGAAACCCAGAUUGUGUGGCUCUUCUCUUGGAGUAUGGAGCAAGCGGCAAUGUGCCAGAUAAAGAAGGAUAUCUCCCUAUACACAAAGCAGCUUACAGAGGACAUUACCUAGCAAUAAAGUACCUUAUUCCGGUGACAUCGCCACAUGCAAUUAAAAAAAGCGGUUUAAGUCCCAUUCAUUCAGCUACGGAUGGCCAGAGUGUGCAGUGUCUGGAGCUACUUAUUGAAAACGGCUUUGAUGUCAAUGAGCUUUUGGCUGAACACAUGUCUGAUAACUAUGGAGAUAAAAGGAAAACAUCAUUAUUUUUUGCAGUAUCCAACAAAGAUGUUUUGUGCUCUGAGAUGUUGUUGAAGGCUGGUGCACAUCCAAAUAUAGACCCUCUAAACUGCCUGUUAGUGGCUGUUCGCUCUGGAAACCAUGAAAUAGUGAGGUUGCUUUUAGCUCAUCAGGCUGAUGUCAACUGUUAUUUCACAACAGUGAAUGACACUCAUUUCCCUAGUGCAAUGCAGUACGCCCUUAAUGAUGAGAUCAUGCUACGAUUGUUGUUAAAUAACGGAUAUCAGGUUGAGAAGUGCUUUGAUUGUAUGCAUGGGGACAUUUAUGGUGGCUCAUAUAUAUGGUCAAUCUCUGAAGAAGUACUACCGGGCUGGACAUCAUGCAUCAUAAAAGACAGCCAUUUCUGUGACUUUAUUACUGUGUCCUGGAUGAAGCAUUUGGUUGGAAAGGUUAUUAGGGUGUUGGUGGACUAUAUGGAUUAUGUUCCAAUCUGUACAAAAAUGAAAGCCACACUUGAAACCCAGAAGGAGUGGGCAGAGAUCCAAGAGAUUAUAGGAAAUCCACGUCCAUUAAAGCACUUAUGCCGCCUUAAGAUUCGUAAAUGCGUUGGGUUGGAGACAUUGCAGAGUCCAUCAGCAAUGAAGAGAUUUCCUUUGCCACCACUUCUUAAGUCUUAUUUGUUAUAUAAAGAGUAUGAUUUAUAUGGGAAGGAACUGCAGUUUGACACGUGA
This is a messenger RNA of Nanorana parkeri, 1761 nucleotides long. RefSeq names its product ankyrin repeat and SOCS box containing 15 (gene ASB15). Gene Ontology annotation, biological process: intracellular signal transduction. Bases 1 to 1761 code for a protein of 586 amino acids. The record is from RefSeq and is a predicted model, not a curated record. The transcript has 9 exons. NCBI's taxonomy places the organism in Eukaryota, Metazoa, Chordata, Amphibia, Anura, Dicroglossidae. Gene Ontology annotation, molecular function: protein binding. Gene Ontology annotation, cellular component: cytoplasm.